CGGGGCUCCGAAGCCAGGAAACCCAAGAGGAAAUGACUGCGCCCGUCUGGGUCCCCGCCCGCCGCGCUCUCCUGGCCACACCCUCGCCUGGACGCUGCUCCCACUGCCCUGGCCCCUCGCGGCCGCCGCUCGGCUCCAGACCCCCGGCUCUGAUGAAGAGGAAGGGGUGGAGGCUUGGGAUCUCCCCCUCUGAGACCCACACUGUGCCCCAAAGGCUGCUUUUGGUCAGCCCUGGCAGCAAGGGGGCCCUAGAGCCAGAGGUGCCAGCUUCCGGGAGGAGGGAGCCCGGGCGGCAGGACCUCCAAGGGCUGCCCCAGGCGGUGCCUCAGCUACUCCUGCUCCUGCUCCUGCUCGCCCCACAGAUGUUGCCCUCCAGUCAUCUGUGUCUCCUCACCAUCGUUGGCCUGAUUGUGCCCACCAGAGGACACGGAUUGGAGAACGUCACAUCCCUUUCGACGGUGGAUCCAACUACUCUGAACACUCAUGUUUUAACACAAGUGCCAGAUGCAGACCACCUAGAAGUCCAGUCCACUCCUCCGACCUCCAGUGGGCCUGCUGAUGUUAAGGAAACAGAAACUCAGAGGAACUUCUCCGAGACCCCACAGCAAGUUGGGCACACAGCUGAGUCAGAGACUGAGACCCAGCCACCAAUGGGAACCAGUGCUUUUUUUCUGGUGACGGAUCCAGGGCCACAGGCCAGCAGCAGGGAAGGCACGCACUCUACCCAUCCCAGUGAAGGUACUACGGCCCUCUACCACAGACCAACGCCAGACAGACACUCCCAGAUGGAUGACAACCACAACCCAAAGCCACCUGGUCCAGAUGAGGACAGCCCCUUUUACUAUGAUGAGCCCACUCUCCGGAAACAGGGGCUGCUGGUGGCGGCUGUGCUGUUCAUCACAGGCAUCGUCAUCCUCACCAGCGGCAAGUGUAGGCAGUGGUCCCGAUUGUGCCGGAAGCAGGGCAGCCUCCUCCCUCCCCUCUAAGAGCCUACAACGUGGUCCAUACCAGAAGCCAGGAGAGGGAAGACUCAGCUGGAUGGCAGCCAUACUCAGACUGAACAGCCGAAUCCCACCUGUCCACCCUGCCAGCCCCUGAGGGCUUCUGGCUCCCUGGGCCAGGUUAGGAGAAGUAAAGUGCUAUGAGAUACUUC
Heterocephalus glaber (naked mole-rat) is the source of this 1153-nucleotide messenger RNA. It is a transcript of the gene Fxyd5, whose product is annotated as FXYD domain containing ion transport regulator 5. Gene Ontology annotation, molecular function: sodium channel regulator activity. Gene Ontology annotation, biological process: regulation of sodium ion transmembrane transporter activity. Gene Ontology annotation, cellular component: membrane. Lineage: Eukaryota; Metazoa; Chordata; Mammalia; Rodentia; Bathyergidae. The record is from RefSeq and is a predicted model, not a curated record.